AUGCCUGCAGACUCCCGUCCGCCGAUUCGCCCAAAUCCACCGCGAUGGACACCAGCCACAGACCCCUCUACAAUAGAAAUCCCGGGUCUGGACACUACCGCUUCUGUUAAUGAUCAAAUAGAACAGAUUGAACAGCUCAUCACGAUCAAGCUUCAGAACAUUGACGAAAAUUUCUCUAAGAUGCAUAACAUACUUGCAAAUCAAAUGCUUCCUGCGGUGAAGAGAUAUGCGGUCGGAACGGAACCAGUUCGGGAGGCAGCGAAGUUUUGGACUUCAUUCUACGAGCAAGCUGCUCAGAUUCGUAUCCCAACGUUCGAGGACUAUUCAUCCGUGAAUGAAGCAGCAGAGGAGACGCAGGGAGAUUCCAGUCGGCACUCUGGAGCUUACACCAACGAAGACCAUGAUAACCAAACUGAUGAGCAGAGUGUAGCCUCCACCGAAAAUUCUUUCAUGCCGAACCAGGCGGCUUUCUCAUCAACGCCGGCAACGGCCCAUCGCCAGCGGUUGGCACAACCACACGACAGUUUCGGGAGUCAUGCUGACGAUCCAUCAUGGUCGGCAUCUUUGGAGUCGCCAUUGGUACGUAUAGAUCGAGAGCUCCAGAAUUUUUCGAUGGACGAAACAGCUACCCCUCCACUGGCUGCCCCCUCAUUCCGCCAUCAACAAACACCAUCUAUGUUCGAUGAUUCACAGGAACAGGAACAAUCGAUGAUACCAAGAACAGACAAAGGGAAGGGGAGAGAAGUCCCUCGAUCUCUCCUCAGGAACGUUCUUAAAAGCACCGUCGAUCCUUCCAUCGUCUCCCCGCUCAAAUUCAAGAAGCCCAAAACGCCGGUUCCGAAGGGCUAUAACCCCUACUUACCUCCAAAUACGAAGCCAUCUGAAUGGAGUGGUCUCGUCGACUUGUCUGAUCCAUCAUCCCGCACACCUCAACGGUUUCGUCGCGACGCGGGUCACACCUCUGCCAUCCGUUCGUCUACUCCUGACCAGGAUGACGACGACUCGUUUGAUGGCCUUCCUCCCGGAAUGUCUCCGCCAAGGCUAAUGUCUCCUGCUCGCCCGCCUCGCUCUACUGCUGAGCUUGGCCUUGGCCGUACUCCAAUCAGAGAAGCUGCCUCACGGAUCUCUCGUGACAUCCUCUUCGAUAUGCAGCGACAAACGGCCUUCUCGGGUUAUAAGCAUAGUAUCGUGGAGUCUAGUAUGAGUACCGUUCCCACUCCACCAUCACUCUCUCGAUAUGCGCUACAGGACUCUACAGAGAGUAGCAUGGCAAGCCUCGAUACGAUGAUGCGUCGCGUUGGGCUUAGUACUGUAGCCGAGGCUGUAAUGAACCCACAACCUCAAGAGGAGGAAAUGAUGACUCCGAUACAUAGUCAAGAGGAUACGGGCUCCGACUCUGAUGAAGAUGACGACGAGAUCAACAACACUGCUCAUCCUUCUGCGGCAUUCCUGAUGGCAUCUCGAGCACGAGGGGCAGAUGAUUCAUUUGGAUCGUCCAAUCAUUCAGGGGAUUCAUUCGAGGAAGAUGUAGGAGGCGACGCUCCUAUCCACCCCUUCGCUGGCAGUAUAGAGGACGACGGGUUCGAUGAUUCGUUCGAUGAUGAUUCGUUUGGAGGUAAUAUGGUGGGUGGCGUAGCGACGGAGGAGACAGAGACAGUGUUCGGUGUUCUGCCGGUGCAGAGGCAGAUAGGACACGAUGGGCAAUUCAGGAUGCUUGGUGAGGAUAUAUUGCAAGACACAAUUGGACUCACUGGACAGAUGGGGGCACCUGGCGGUGUUGCUGAGAGCCCGACACCCGCCAAUUGGCCAAAUACCGAUCGAUAG
This is a messenger RNA of Pleurotus ostreatus (oyster mushroom), 1824 nucleotides long. RefSeq names its product DASH complex subunit ask1 (gene ASK1). The transcript is spliced from 3 exons. Gene Ontology annotation, cellular component: mitotic spindle pole body; DASH complex; mitotic spindle. Lineage: Eukaryota; Fungi; Basidiomycota; Agaricomycetes; Agaricales; Pleurotaceae. The record is from RefSeq and is a predicted model, not a curated record. Gene Ontology annotation, biological process: attachment of spindle microtubules to kinetochore. The coding region runs from base 1 to 1824 and encodes 607 amino acids.